Messenger RNA from Gasterosteus aculeatus aculeatus (three-spined stickleback), 5901 nucleotides. RefSeq names its product MYND-type zinc finger-containing chromatin reader ZMYND8. The record is from RefSeq and is a predicted model, not a curated record. Gene Ontology annotation, cellular component: cytoplasm; nucleus. Gene Ontology annotation, molecular function: transcription corepressor activity; protein binding. Gene Ontology annotation, biological process: regulation of DNA-templated transcription. Lineage: Eukaryota; Metazoa; Chordata; Actinopteri; Perciformes; Gasterosteidae.
AGACCGCUCCUGAAUUCCCCCAAAUGUAUUAACGUGUAAUGUUAAACGUUCCUGAGUCAAAUUACGGUUUUAUGACCUUUAUGAUUACAGUUUUGUUUAUACAUCUAUUUCGUUGCAUCCUCGCAAUGAAGUUAUUGCUGAAUAAAACAGUGCUUCAUAAACUACUACUACUCCAAAACAUUAAAAACGACAGGUUUGAGGCUAUGCAAUAUAAGGAAGGGUUUUUAAAAAUAUAAUUGUAUGUAUUUCACCUUUUAUAAUUGCUAACAAUUUUGCUAACAUUUUUUACAUGUCCAUUAGUUCCUACAUGAAGCAAUGAAGUCAAAACAACUUCCCUCUCAAGCUUUUUUUUAUGUAUGUGUCCCAAUGGCUUUCUUAAAAUACUUGCUUAUUAAAUGUAAUGCAAACUAAUUGCAGAAAAAAAGCCCCGUUAACUUGCUGUUAAACCCAUCACAGAACGGUUUUCUAUGCUGUAUGCUUGUUCAAUUUGAUAGCUGUUAUUGUUGUGGUAUUUGUAUAAUACCGCAUGUUGUAUGUUGUAUUUCAAGUUGUGGAUGUAAUUCCAUUCCCCUCCUACGGGUAUGUUACCAGUUUCAGUUUAAAUUAAACACGUUUUUGCACAUUAAUACUGGGGUAGGAUUUUGAAUGCACCGCAGGAGGAGCCCGGGAUCGAACCUACGACCCAUAAUUAAGAGAAGGCCUUUACCACUGGUGGGGGAUUUGGGGUAAUUUAUUUCACCUGCAUGUAGCUUUAACUAUUCGGUUGCUAAGAUCAGAAGCUACGCUUUGUUAGCUGGACGAGGGCAGCCAAGCCAAUAAUCAGACAUUCAGUAAGAUGGUGGAGGCCUUAGCACGUCUCCAUUGUGGUUUACUGGUGAUUUAUGGAGAAAACCUGCGGUCAGCCAAACUGCCAAAAUAGGUGAGGAGCUACAGCCUCUUCUUUCUGCGGGAAGAGCAAAGAGGGAGGGAGGAGUUUAAACAAAGGCCCUCUCCACACAAAAAAACAUGGAGGCUUGUGCAGAGAAGCCAUGGUGUCCUGCUCCUCACAGACUACAUGCUGCCAUAUCUACUACUUCUAAAGCCUCCAAAUGAGACAACUACGGCCAGGUUCUACACGUGGAAGCUUCAAACACUGUUACACUGGGCCGUGCUGCCCCUGCCUGCACCGAACAAAGAUAAUUACUCAGGAAACAUUUCGGCCAAUCAGAGGCGGCCUUGCAUCCUGCCGGCGAGGAGAGCGACCAGUCAGGAUCCGGCUGACAUCACUGGGGCCCGAUCGCCUCGCCUGAAGAGCGGAGCCUUUCCCCGGCUGAGAGUGUCCUCCAUGUUUCAUAAGUGUUGACAUAACAGUGUGUCAGGCAGCCAUGCAUCCACAGAGUCUGGCUGAGGAGGAGAUAAAGACCGAGUCCGAUGUGGUAGAGGGGAUGGACGCAACCGCACGAGCCAAGGUGGCGGAUCCUCCGGGGUCAGCAGAACGAACCGCGGCGCCACAGAAGAGGAAGGCGUCCAGCCCCACCCAUUCCUCCAACGGGCACUCUCCCUCGGACACCUCCCCCAGCCCCCUCAAGAGGAAGAAGAAGCCCGGGGCCGUCAACUGUCACAGCAAAGACCAGUCCGAGCUAAGACAUGGCCCCUUUUACUACAUGAAGCAGCCAGCACUCACCACAGACCCUGUCGACGUCGUACCGCAGGACGGCAGGAACGACUUCUACUGCUGGCUGUGCCACCGCGAGGGCCAGGUGCUCUGCUGUGAGCUCUGCCCCAGGGUGUACCACGCCAAGUGCCUCAAACUACCAGCCGAGCCCGAGGGCGACUGGUUCUGUCCCGAGUGUGAGAAAAUAACAGUUGCCGAAUGCAUCGAAACGCAGAGCAAAGCAAUGACGAUGCUGACAAUAGACCAGCUCUCCUACUUGCUCAAAUUUGCACUUCAAAAGAUUAAGCAGCCUGGGACGGAACCUUUUCAGAAACCGGUGUCUCUGGAACAGCACCCGGAUUACGCAGAGUACAUUUUCCACGCCAUGGACCUGUCUACUUUAGAAAAGAAUAUCAAAAAGAAAAUGUAUGGCUGCACUGAAGCCUUUCUUGCUGACAUGAAAUGGAUCUUACACAAUUGCAUCAUCUAUAACGGAGGUGACUAUAUUUCAGGUAAUCACAAAUUAACAGCAACUGCAAAAGUUAUCGUGAAGAUUUGUGAACACGAGAUGAAUGAGAUUGAGGUGUGUCCAGAGUGCUACCUGUCUUCCGUCCAAAAAAGGGACAACUGGUUUUGUGAGCCAUGUAGUCCGCCCCACCCUCUGGUCUGGGCUAAGCUGAAGGGCUUUCCGUUCUGGCCAGCGAAAGCACUUCGGGAUAAGGACGGGCAGGUAGACGCACGCUUCUUCGGGCAGCACGACAGGGCCUGGGUCCCCAUCAACAACUGCUACCUCAUGUCCAAAGAGAUCCCCUUCUCCGUGAAGAAGACCAAGAGCAUUUUCAACAGCGCCAUGCAGGAGAUGGAGGUUUACGUGGAGAACAUUCGCAAGAAAUUCGGGGUCUUCAACUAUGCACCCUUCCGCACUCCCUUCACACCCAACAACCAGCUCCAGAUGCUGCUGGACCCCUCCAACCCCGGCGCCGGAACCGUGAAAACGGAGAAGGCGGAUAAGCUUCGCUUCAACUUCGACAUGACUGCGUCUCCUAAGAUGGUCCUCAGCAAGACUUCCACGCCCAGCGGCAUGAGUCGGCGGGUCUCGAUGACGGACAUGCCCCGGUCUCCCAUGAGCACCAACUCCUCGGUUCACACGGGGUCCGAUGGGGAGCAGGACAUGGAAAAGCCUGGCAGGAAUCCGGCCUUCCACUACAGCACUGGGGAGGAAUCAAUGGACUGUACCGCAUCUCCGGUCUCGGGGAAGACGGGUCCUGCAGGCAACGCGUCGGGCAGCCCGAAGCCCUUUAACCCGGGACUGGUCCCCAAGCAGGAGAGGACGGCCGGCACAGGUGGCAUCCUCAAUCUCAACCUGGAUCGGGUGAAGGCUGAGAUGGAUCUGAAGGAGCUGAGUGAGACCGUGCAACAACAACAACAACAGCAAAAUCAGCAGCAACAAGGAGCGUCGGCUUCCCUUCCGACCCCAAAGAGGCCCAUCAGGAGCCUGGACAAGACAAUUGAGAGCUGCAAGGCACAGCUGGGGAUAGACGAGAUCUCCGAGGACGUGUACAAAGGUGUGGAUCACAGUGACUCUGACGACUCUGAGAAAUCCGACUCGAGUGACAGCGAGUAUCUCAGCGACGAGGAGCACAAGCCAAAGAACUCGGCCCAGGACGAGCACGACAAAGCCGACCGAAAGCGGCCCAAAGCAAACACGGAUGGAGAGAUUAAGGAGGGAGUCACGGGGAAAGCGGGUAAAGCCGCGCCGGAACCGCCGCUUAAAGACAAGCAGGCCGCCGGUGUCCCCGAUCGGGGCCUCCAGGAUAAGCCGACGCAGCCCCCCGCCGACAAACCCAAAGCCCAAGAGGAGGGCCGAGCAGCCGCUGCCACGGCGGCGGCGGCAGAGCAGGACUCUGAUUCUGAGAGAGAGCUGGUGAUCGACCUGGGAGAUGAACACGGAGGCCGUGACUCGAAGAGGGCGAGGAGAGAGCCGGGGGCUACUGCGGCUAAAGCUGUCAAAGAGCCGAAUCCUGCCAAGCUGGAAGGUAAACCGCCUUCAUCUGCUGCAGCAGCAGCAGCCGCUCCGUCCCGGGAAUCCGCCCCUAACCUGAAGGACGCUUUGCAGCACGCCGUCCCAGCGGCCCUCAACCUGGUCUCCCCUGCGGCCUCCGCCCAGCCCGCUGCCACCUCGGCAACCAGCGGCUCCCCCGGCGUCCCCUCCCCGGCCUCCACCUCGGCCUCCGCCACGUCCCCGCUGCCCGCGGCCGUGAAGAAACAGCGCCCUCUGCUGCCCAAGGAGACCGCUCAGGCCGUGCAGCGAGCAGUGGUUUGGAAUCCGACCAAAUUCCAGACGUCGUCUCAGAAGUGGCACAUGCAGAAGGUGCAGAGGCAGCAGCAGCAGCAAGGAGAGCAGUCGCCGGGGGAAACGGCGGCCCAGAGCCCGGGGACGCGCAGCCCCCAGCGGCCGCCGUCGCAACAGCAGAACUCCACGAGCAGCCGCUAUCAGACCAGACAAGCUGCCAAGGGUCAAAAAGACGUGCCUCAGAGUACCUCCCCCUCGUCCACCACCGCCCAGGUCACGUCUGGCGGCUCCUCGUCGGGAGACGUGCAGAUCCCGACAGGCUCGGCGGAGGUGGCUGCGGAUAUAGCCAAGUACACAAACAAAAUGAUGGAGACAAUAAAAGGGACAAUGACCGAAAUCUACAACGAUCUUUCCAAAAGCACAUCAGGAAACACAAUUGCAGAGAUCCGACGGCUAAGGAUCGAGAUCGAGAAGCUCCAGUGGCUGCAUCAGCAGGAGUUGUCCGAGAUGAAGCACAAUCUCGAGCUGACCAUGGCGGAGAUGAGGCAGAGCCUGGAGCAGGAGCGGGAACGCCUGGUGGCUGAGGUGAAAAAGCAGACGGAGGUGGAGAAGCAGCAGCUGGUGGACGAGACCAAAAAGAAACAGUGGUGCGCCAACUGCAGGAAGGAGGCCAUCUUCUAUUGCUGCUGGAACACCAGCUACUGUGAUUACCCCUGCCAGCAGGCCCACUGGCCAGAACACAUGAAGUCCUGCACACAGUCAGCCACGGCUCCGCAGCAGGAGCCAGAAGGGGAGUCCAACUCGGACCCUUCGGUCAAAACGUCGAGCCUCUCGCCCCCCAAGCAGCCGCUGCCCUCCGGCGCCGGGCCCCCAGCGGACAAAAGCAACCCCCCCGCGUUCAUUGACAAGAGCAAGGACAGCGCUGGCGUUACUGUGACCUAACGGCGACACUACACGGACUCUGCCGCUCCUUCGCCGGGCCGCUGCGGGGGCCCACGGUGUCAAACUUGGUGCUUGAAGGCCUGCGGCGCUGUGACGCACCGCUUUGGAUUCCUUUCCAUUCCCAUGUGUGCGUCUGCUUGCUGGACUUCUUCUGUUGUCGUCGUCGUUGUUGUUGUUCCAUCUCUCAUUCGCAGUUUCCACAAGUCGUCUGUGUUCGGGUGGAUUCACAAUGUGAAAGUAAUGUGUUGAGAAAUAAAAUGUGAGGUGGUAUGUUUUCAUAUUGUAGUUUUGUUAUAGCUCUGUUACCACUUUGUUUCAAGUCUGAACAAGAUUGUAUCGACCCACAGAAUAUCUACACUUUCCAAUGCUGCUCUUAAGUACUUACUUGCUGUAUCAUUUAGUGGACUGAUCUCAAUAUUAUGAGACAAAAACAGCCACCAACAGUUGCUAUUCAUUCAUCUAUUCAUUCAUUAUGGUGCCAUCAGAAGUAUGUUGAGUUAUGCAAGUUUUAUCUUUGUUUCAAACCAUGUCCACUUAUUGUCAAAUGAGAUAUUUUUGUCAAUGCAAGUCCAUAUGUAACGUUUUGAACUUUGUCAGCGAGGGCAUUUUUGGCUCAUACCAACUUUGUUUUGUUGUUAAAACAUUGUAUAGACCUACAUAAAACAAAUGUGUGAUUUAUUAAAAAAAACGAACUGAAAAAUGUAAACUGUACAGUUUUUGUAAGAAAAUACCUGAACAAUAUUUAUAGUGUUAUAUGUUUUUAUAGUAUGUUUAUGUUUAUAGUGUGUCUAAAAACUAAAAUAAAAAUUGGAAAAUGAAUUACUUCAGAUGAAUGUCAGUUCUAAGUGAAGCUUCUGUUUAAGUUGUGAUCCAAAACUGGCCUAAAUCUUCAUCAGACUGUUAAGAAAUGGUCAGGAAUAAUUAGAAACUGCAUUCUGGAUGGACAUGAUUUCCUGUGCGCAUGUGUGAGUUGAGUUUGUGUUCGUGUUUACAUAUUGUAAAUACAAUAAAUGGAGAAAACGUUUUAAAAAAG